AUGGAAGUGGCUGGUGUGGUGUUGGGGGCGCUUCCCAUCAUCUACGGCGCAGUUCAAGUUUAUAAAGAUGGCAAAAAAGGCGGCACUCGUUUUUUCCAGAAACGAAAUGGCGUUAAAAAGCUCGCAAAUUCUCUUCUUUUCCAUAAAGGGACUCUCACUGAAGUUGUAAGGAAGCUGCUUAUUAGCAGUGGAUGUGACGAUGCCGGGGAUUUGGACGAAAACCCUUUCGACUUUUUAAAGGACCCGGAUAUCCAAAAUCAGCUGCAUGACUAUCUUGGGGCAGAAACGGAGCUGGUUUUUGCUACAAAGUUGAACGAAGCUUGUAAAACCAUACAGAAAAUUGCAAGAAGCAUCGCAGGCCUUGUUCCUGGACUUAAGGACCCAACCGACGAUUUACAUAAAAUAAUAGAAGAGAAUAGGGUACAAAAGGAAAAACAAAUAGACUUUGUGCCUCGGAUAAAGCUGGUUUUUAAAGGAGAUGAUCUUGGAGACGCAAUUAAGGAUCUCGAUAGUAUUCUAGAUGGCCUCUAUCGAUUCAUUCAAGUCACCUGCGAGAAUCGUCAACCGGUAGCUGAAAAGCCAUCUCGAAAUGCAAGCAAACUCGCUGUUGGGUUCCGCCGAAUCCAGACUCUUGCCAAUAACGUGCAUUUGGCAAUCUGUCGGAGUUGGAAAAUUGGGUGUCACACUCGGCAUGACGCUAGGUUGUUCCUUGAUGAUCGACUAGAAGCAGCUGUAAAGAUUGCAGCAAAGAAGGAACCUAAAUCUGCUCUGUCCUUUCGAUUGGUUUUUGGAGCGGAAACAUACCCAUCAAAGCCGAUUUGGCACGAAACAACCGUUGAAGUCACCGGCCGAGAAGACGAGGAUGACGAUGGAAGUAUAUGUGCAGGGAGCUCAGGUGCAUGUCGAGUAACCGUCAUAGCUCCUCAAAUUAUAUCGACAAAACGGACUGUCACCGUCAUUGACGAUAUCUGCGCCACAAUCGAGGCGUUUACCUUUACCCAACGAAGGGUAAGUUUCGUUGUGGCUAAAGACCAGAGAAUCGGAUCAAUAUCAAAUGAUUUGAAUUGCUUCCAUUGCUUCUUUCAAGGGGAUGAGGUAUCCCUCGAAACUCUUCUAUCUAGAUGUCCACCGGGAAGCCGCAGCUGUCUUAUUCCCUACGACCAGCGCAUUCCGCUCGCGCUCCGGCUUGCAUCCAAUAUUCUUCAACUAUUUCGAACACAGUGGUUACAAAGGCCUUGGUGCAAAGAUUCAAUAUAUUUCCCUAUAUCGACGUCGGGUACAAAGCACGGCCCUGACUUCGGGAAACCGUUCGUAUCAGUCCCUAUUGAUAACGGCCUUCGGAUCGCGUCGACACAGAAUAACACCGAUAUCAGGAGUAUAAUAUUGGAAUUGGGAAUACUACUUCUGGAGAUAUGGCAUGAAGUUGCGUUCGAAAAUCAAUAUAAUUCGAUAAAUACAUCAGGAAUGCAUGAGCCACGUCGAACAUUUGCGUUCGAUUGGAUGAUGAAUACAACUAAUCCGCCUCCACCAUUAUACAAAGAUGCUAUUACAUAUUGCAUAUUUGGAAUAAAUCAUGGGGAGAGUCGGUAUUGGGACUCUGAAGAUCCGAAGUUAUGGAGGGCCCUGUGCCAGAAUAUCAUUCACCCGCUUUCCAAAAUUUGCAAGCUAUGGGGCGGGCCUGUAGUUGAUAUUUAG
Molecule: messenger RNA, 1695 nt
Organism: Orbilia oligospora ATCC 24927
Lineage: Eukaryota; Fungi; Ascomycota; Orbiliomycetes; Orbiliales; Orbiliaceae
Exons: 2
Coding region: 1-1695 (564 amino acids)
Source: RefSeq, a predicted model, not a curated record